Messenger RNA from Trichoderma aggressivum f. europaeum, 477 nucleotides. RefSeq lists its product as uncharacterized. The coding region runs from base 1 to 477 and encodes 158 amino acids. The transcript has a single exon. The record is from RefSeq and is a predicted model, not a curated record. NCBI's taxonomy places the organism in Eukaryota, Fungi, Ascomycota, Sordariomycetes, Hypocreales, Hypocreaceae.
AUGCGUGUAUUACAGGCACAAAGCCAAGAUAUCCGUGCAUUGCGUAAACAAGGCGCAGACAGCGAUGCUCGCUGGCGGAAGACACAGAAGGACGUGAUUCACGCGGUUUCGAGGAAUUCGGAGGAAUUUAGGAAGGAGCAAGUUCAGGCAGUGUGCAGGAGCGGAGAAGCAGAGAAGCAGAAGCUGGAGGAUGAUGCAGCGGCGCAGAAGCAGCAGGUUGAGGAUCGUGGAGAGCAAGAAAAAGCGAGAAUCGAUGCUCGUCAACAACAAGAUGUGGCGAGGAUCGAGGCUUAUCGACAAAGGGAAGUGGCGAGAAUCAAGGCUCAUCAAAAGGAGAUGGUGGAGAUGAUGCAUUGCAUGUCGAAGGCCGUCGCUUUCGAGGCAGACUUGGCAAGCGGUGACCAAAAAUACAAGGAUAUUUUACAACGAUCGGCAUACAAUGUCGCCACUACGCACACCAAUUCGGCCUUGCAAUAA